AUGUUCCCUGUCUCACCCUUCAUCACCACCAUCGACCACCACCACCAUCGCCGCCCACGGUUGGCACCCUACGCCGCCACUGUUGCUCGUCACCGCCGACCAAUGCCACCCACCGCCGCCACCACCCUCCGUCACCAACCACCGCCACCACCACUGACCAACACCACCUACUGUCGUUGUCGCCACCCGCCGCUGCCACCACCACCACCACUCACCGCCGACACCCUAACCACCGCCACUACCAACGACACCCACCGCCACUCACCAGCCACUAUGACCAUCGUCAGCACCCACUACCGUCACCCACCGUUAAUUUUAUUCUUUCACCUUUUCGUGCCUACCAAAUAA
This is a messenger RNA of Helianthus annuus (common sunflower), 348 nucleotides long. Its product is annotated as verprolin-like. NCBI's taxonomy places the organism in Eukaryota, Viridiplantae, Streptophyta, Magnoliopsida, Asterales, Asteraceae. Bases 1 to 348 code for a protein of 115 amino acids. The transcript has a single exon. The record is from RefSeq and is a predicted model, not a curated record.